This is a messenger RNA of Closterium sp. Naga37s-1, 2085 nucleotides long. NCBI's taxonomy places the organism in Eukaryota, Viridiplantae, Streptophyta, Zygnematophyceae, Desmidiales, Closteriaceae. The record is from the annotation of a GenBank genome assembly.
AUGCGCUUUGCCCACCUCGCGACCCUCGCCCAUCGCCCACCCACCGUCCGUCGCCCUCGCCGCCUAGCCGCCCGUCGACCUCGCUUCCCUCGCCCAUCGCUCUCGCUUCCCCCGCCAGUCGCUCUCGCUUUCCCCGCCUACCUCCCUCGCCUCGCCCGUCCCCCUCGCUGCUUCCCCGCCCGCCGCCCUCGCUUCCGCCCGUCGCCCUCGCAUCCGCCCGUCACCCGCCCUUCCGCCCGCCGUCCUUCCUUCCCCUCGUCGCGCUCCCUUCCGCCCGUCGCCCUCCCUUCGUCUUGUCGCCCUCCCGUCCUCCCGUUGCCUUCCCUUCCGCCCUCCGCCCUUCCUUCCCCUCGUCGCGCUCCCUUCCGCCCGUCGCCCUCCCUUCGUCUUGUCGCCCUCCCGUCCUCCCGUUGCCUUCCCUUCCGUCCUCCGCCCUUCCUUCCCCUCGUCGCGCUCCCUUCCGCCCGUUGCCCCCCUUCGUCUCGUCGCCCUCCCUGCCGCUCGUCGCCCUCCCUGCCGCUCGUCGCCCUCCCUGCCGCUCGUCGCCCUCCCUGCCGCUCGUCGCCCUCCCUGCCGCUCGUCGCCCUCCCUGCCGCUCGUCGCCCUCCCUGCCGCUCGUCGCCCUCCCUGCCGCUCGUCACCCUCCCUCCCGCUCGUCCCCUCGCAAUCCCCGUCUAUCUCUCUCCCCCGUCGCCCUCGGUUUCCCCGCCGCCCUCCCAUCCACUCCUCGUUGCCCUCGGCAUCCCUCCCUUGCUCCCUUCACAUCUCGCACACUUGUCACGCCCCCUUUCCAACCCGCACUUACACCCUUCCCUCUCCCCAAUAAUUGCCUUUCACCCCCACACAGCUUACCUCUCUUCCUCUUCCCCCCAUCAAUUGCCCUGCUCCCCACCGUCCUCCCCCCAGCUCUCUCCCCGGCAUCUCUCCCGCUCCCCACGUCCUCUUCCCUGUUUCCCCGUAUCCCCUGCAAUGCUUCCCCCAAACUUCUUCCCUGUUUCGCCGUAUCCCCUGCGCUGCUUCCCCCCAUUCUCUGACUUGCUUCCCCCCAUCCCUUUCCCUGCUCCCCCCCGUCCACUCCCUUGCCUCCCCCCAUCCCCGUCCCUGCUUUCCCCCAUCCCCUUCCCUGCUUCCCCCCGUCCCCUCCCCUGCCCCCCCCCAUCCCCUUCCCUGCUUCCCCCAUCCCCUUCCCUUCUUCCCCCCAUCCCCUUCCCUGCUUCCCCCCAUCCCCUUCCCUGCUUCCCCCCAUCCCGUUCCCUGCUUCCCCCCAUCCCCUUCCCUGCUUCCCCCCAUCCCCUUCCCUGCUUCCCCCCAUCCCCUUCCCUGCUUUCCCCCAACCCCUUCCCUGCUUCCCCCCAUCCCGUUCCCUGCUUCCCCCCAUCCCGUUCCCUGCUUCCCCCCAUCCCGUUCCCUGCUUACCCCCAUCCCCUUCCCUGUUUCCCCCCAUCCCCUUCCCUGUUUCCCCCCAUCCCCUUCCCUGCUUCCCCCCAUCCCCUUCCCUGCUUCCCCCCAACCCCUUCCCUGCUGUCGACCUCGCUUUCCCCCUCCCGUCAACCUCGUUUUUCCACUCCCGUUGACUUCACUUUCCCCCGUCCGUCGCCCUCGUUUCCGCUCCCCUUGCUCCAUCUGUUUCCCCUUGCUCCAUCUGUUUCCCCUUGCUCACUCUUUUUCGCCCUUCUCACACUCUUCCCCCUCCUCUUUUUCCACCUUGCUCACUAUAUUCCCCACUACUCACUCUCUUUCCCUCUGCUCACUAUCUUCCCACCAGCUCACUCUCUUCCCCCCUCCUCACUAUGUUUAGGGUUGCUCACUCUGUUUCACCCUUGCUCGCUCUGUUUCACCACUGCUCCCCACCCCCCUUCUCUUCUCACUCUCUUCCCCCUUGCUCACUCUCUUCACUUCUGCUCACUCUGUUUCCCACUGCUUCCUCUCUUCCCCCCUUCUCACUCUGUCCCCCGCUGCUUCUUCUCUUCCCUUCUGCUCACUCCUUUUACUGUCUUUUCCCCUUCACUCACCCCCAUAUCCCCAAUGCAGGGUACAGGUGUCCAGCACCAGAUGUUGUGGCUUUACCACGGCCUGGUUCAUUGA